CUAAUCUCAUAUUUAUUUUAUUUUAGUCAAUUUCCCCCACUAGGCGGAGCUGAACAUUUAGAGCGCGUGAUUGACAGUUGAUGGAAAGCGCGCGAAUUUAUCCUCUUCAGCUCACCGUGAGGAAAGUGAGACCUGUAGUCUAACGUUUUUCGCUUAAAAUGUGCAGUUUUAAACUCCGCAAACACCAAUAUUAUUUUAAAAAACGUUUUAUAACAUUCUUAAGUACUUGCUUGUCGAGUUUCACCAUGGAAAGAUGAAUAAUUUGACUGUUAUGUCAAAUGGAAAAUGUUAAGUUGCGGCUGGAUUUGGGCUGUUUUUUAUCGUCAACCUGAUGCAGAAAAGAAAGAAGAUAAACACUCAUCACAGAACCGACAGUCAUUUAAUUGUGCAGAUAAAGCACUGCAGCUGAUGUUGGUUGCAUAUAACAUAGCAAUUGGACAAUGUCAGAAGAGCUACUACUGCUCUCCUUUGGCGAACACAAGCACCUGUGCUAAUACCUCCAGUUAUGUAGAGAGAGCCUGUCUUGGACAAAAUACUGCCUGCAUGGCCUAUUCCUGCAACAGUAAAAGUUCUGGCUGCUCCUGCAAGCUCGGAUCCUACAACUGCAGCAUCAACUGCAACUACGACAUUUAUUCUGACCUCUGUGAUUGCCGUGCGGAUACACACUCCUGCACCUGCCUUGGAGAUAUGACAACUUCAGUCGGCUCUCCAAACCAGACAGUCGCAAGCACUACGAAUCUGCUUAAUCUGAUAUCCAAUAUGUCAGGUCAACUGUCUCCCACAGAUGCUGGAAACUUUUUGAGUGUGGUUGAUGCUGCUCAGAUGAAGGUUUCGACUUCUGACAGUCCUGUAGAAAAAAGUACAUUGGUGUCAUUUGGAAACGCGUAUUUGAACGCCUUUGAGAAUCUGGUGUCUGCACUGGUCGUGGCAACAGAUAAUAUGACCGUGAAGAAUAUUGCUCUCAACAAUACAGAAGUUACAGUUCUUGCAAUUGGAGUCAAUGCAUCUGCAGCAGAUAUUCCUCCCAUCUAUACUAAAACGGCCCAAUUGGAGAUCGACCUAAUUGGGAUUGCCAAGCAGAGCAUUUCAAAAAGUGCUUCUGUGGCUUUCGUGAGCUACAGCGCAAUGGACAGUAUACUUAAACCUGACUUCUUCAACACUUCAGAAAACACAGUUAAAACAAUGAUGUCCACUGUGAUCUCAGCUACUCUUUCCCAAACCAACAACACUGCACUCACCAAACCAGUCAACUUCACCCUCAAACACAUCCAAGGGUUUAACCCUAAGAGUUCUCUGUCCUGUGUGUACUGGAAUGACAGCGAGUGGAUUGUAGAUGGUUGUUCUGUGUUAAACAGCAACAGCAGCCACACUGUGUGUUCCUGUGUUCAUCUGUCCACAUUCGCUCUCAUCAUGCAGACCAGCAGCACUCCACCAGAAUCGAGCGAUCUGCUGGAGCUGCUGAAUCUGGUGUGUGUGAUCGUGGGUCUGGUGUUCUUCAGUUUGGCUCUGUUGUCCUUUGCUCUUUGUCAGUGGAGUCCUGGAGUCAAUAAUGUGGCUCGAAUCAACAUCUGCAUCAGUCUGCUGUCGGCUCACCUUCUGUUUCUGCUCACACAACAGUUCCUGAGCCUCAUUCGCCCUCAGCAGGUGUUUUGUGUGGCGAUAGCAGGCCUUCUGCACUUCCUCUUCCUCUCCGCCUUUGUGUGGAUGUUCAUUGAAGCUGUGCUGCUCUUCAUCUGUGUACAGAACCUAUCACGAAUCAGCUCCAAAAAGAAGGAGGUGCUUAGCAGUGGAUUCUUGUGUGUGAUUGGAUAUGUGCUUGCUCUAGUUGUGGUGGGUGUGUCUAUUGGGCUGGUUCCAGAAGGAUACGGCAGCGAACAAUGCUGGAUUAAAACUGCUGAAGGGUUUAUCUGGAGUUUUCUGGGUCCUGUUUGUGUCAUACUAGCAUUAAACACGAUUUUCUUCAUUAAAAUCGUCCUCACUCUGAACUCGACUCUCAAAAAUCUAAAUGCUGAAGUCUCACAGAUGAAGCAAACUAAGAUUUUGGCAUUUAAAACACUGUCUCAGUUUGUGGUUCUUGGUUGUCCUUGGAUUCUGGGUUUCUUCAUUAAUGGCAGUGAGGUGCUGGAGAUCCUCUUCCUGGUCUUGAACUCUCAGCAGGGAACCUUCAUCUUCGUGAUCUACUGCGUGCUCAAUAAUGAGAUCAGGCAACAGUACAAGAACUGCUUCACAUGUCUUUGCUCUGGACACAGCAUCAAGUGCAACAAAUAAAACCGACACUAUUUUACAGGAUGUUUUAUAUGAUAUAGCCUUUUUAUGUUUAUUGUUAAAUGUCUGGCAUUAAUUAUCAUGUCAUCUGGGUUAUUGCUGGUGAAUGAAAAAAAAGCAUAUUGUUGCAGAUUGUUAAUGAUAUAGCAUGGCUGAUUGUUGUUAUAUAAUGCUUUGUAAAUGGUUAUUAAAAUAAUUAUUAAAUAUUUUCAGUUAAAUUUAGGUAAUUGUCUAAAAACAUUUAAGCUCAUGGUAAAGGGAAAUAACAUGAGUUUGCGUCAUAUGUAAUCAGAUGAUGAGUUGUGAAGUUCUUUAUUUACUGAUCUUGCAUUAUUAUAUUUUGUUUGUUGAGCUCAGAAUGCUGAUUGUGAUCAUUUCACAUUUUAAAUAUUGAUGUGCGUCAUACAAUGUCAUGUAAAUGAGUGAAUAUAUUUAAGCAGGGAGGCCACAUGUUUUCAUUUUCAUAGUGUUAUACAUUAAAAGUUGAGCUGUAAAAAAGUUUCAUAAAUUAUAUUUGCAUGUCAAGCUCGAAAGCUGUCACAGACAAAACGAAUGUUUCAUCCACAAGGACUGUUUUAUAUUUUGACAAAGGAAUAUUUGCAACAUGGGUGGCUCAGUGGUUAGCACUGUUGCCUCACAGCAAGAAAGUCACUGGUUCGCGUCCCGGCUAGGCCAGUAGUCAUUUCUGUGUUGAGUUUGCAUGUUCUCCCCAUGAUACGUGAGUUUUUUUCUGAGUAAUCCGAUUUACCCCGGAGUCGUCCUUGGAAAAUUGGAUAAACUCAAUUUAAACUCAAAUCAGUGGCCUUCUUGCCGUGUGGUGACAAUGCUAACCGCAUAGCCACCGUGCUGCCAUGCAUUAAAGCAUGUGAAUGAUUCAUUUUCCUUUUCAUUCAGGUGAUCUUUUUGGUGUAUUUUCAAGGUCUUAAUAAACAAUAUGAUAUUGUAGCUGUG
Molecule: messenger RNA, 3216 nt
Organism: Danio rerio (zebrafish)
Lineage: Eukaryota; Metazoa; Chordata; Actinopteri; Cypriniformes; Danionidae
Source: RefSeq, a predicted model, not a curated record